AUGAUGGGCUCCGUGCUCCCGGCUGAGGCCCUGGUGCUCAAGACCGGGCUGAAGACGCCGGGACUGGCGCUGGCCGAGGUCAUCACCUCCGACAUCCUGCACAGCUUCCUGUACGGCCGCUGGCGCAACGUGCUCGGGGAGCAGCUCUUCGAGGACAAGAGCCACCACGCCAGCCCCAAGACGGCCUUCACCGCCGAGGUGCUGGCGCAGUCCUUCUCCGGCGAAGUGCAGAAGCUGUCCAGCCUGGUGCUGCCAGCGGAGGUGAUCAUCGCUCAGAGCUCCAUCCCUGGCGAGGGCCUCGGCAUCUUCUCCAAGACGUGGAUCAAGGCGGGCACCGAGAUGGGCCCCUUCACCGGCCGCGUGAUCGCCCCGGAGCACGUGGACAUCUGCAAGAACAACAACCUCAUGUGGGAGGUGUUCAAUGAGGAUGGCACGGUGCGCUACUUCAUAGAUGCCAGCCAGGAGGACCACCGGAGCUGGAUGACCUACAUCAAGUGUGCACGUAACGAGCAGGAGCAGAACCUAGAGGUGGUCCAGAUCGGCACCAGCAUCUUCUACAAGGCCAUUGAGAUGAUCCCGCCUGACCAGGAACUGCUGGUGUGGUACGGAAACUCACAUAACACCUUCCUGGGGAUCCCUGGUGUGCCUGGGCUAGAGGAGGACCAGAAAAAGAACAAGCAUGAACCGGGCGCCCAGACCGGCAUCCCCCUCGUGGGUGCCAAGAAAGCGAAAUUUAGCGCCCCGAGGACCCCUCAGCAGAGGAAGGGGAGUCCCCACCUCCGCCACCGAGAGUGCGGGCUACUGGGGUCCAUCGGCAGCCGGAAGAGACCCGGAGAGACCUGCAUCUUCUGGGCCCUUACCCCCAAACCUGGCUCCUGGGGAUGGAUGAGGAAGGAGCUCUUUGCAGUGCACCAGGGCCGCUCGCUGGGCCUGGCUUCCUGGCCGCCGGGCUACGCGGGCUCAAAGGACACCAUCGCCCUCUUAUGGCCGCGGCAGGACUGGACCAAGGGGCUGGGCUCUAGCGCCUUCCUCCAAGCACGGCGGAGGGCGAGGGUCUGGCCGCCCACUUACCUAGGGCCUUGGGGCACUAGCAUUCACGUCACGGACUGCCUGGCAGGGCUGACUUUCUUAAGUGUGGUCGUGCGCCUUGCUUAA
This is a messenger RNA of Mandrillus leucophaeus (drill), 1155 nucleotides long. It is a transcript of the gene PRDM12, whose product is annotated as PR domain containing 12. NCBI's taxonomy places the organism in Eukaryota, Metazoa, Chordata, Mammalia, Primates, Cercopithecidae. The coding region runs from base 1 to 1155 and encodes 384 amino acids. Gene Ontology annotation, molecular function: histone methyltransferase binding. The transcript is spliced from 7 exons. Gene Ontology annotation, cellular component: nucleus. Gene Ontology annotation, biological process: neurogenesis. The record is from RefSeq and is a predicted model, not a curated record.